Rhizopus microsporus ATCC 52813 is the source of this 561-nucleotide messenger RNA. RefSeq lists its product as uncharacterized. The record is from RefSeq and is a predicted model, not a curated record. The transcript is spliced from 3 exons. Lineage: Eukaryota; Fungi; Mucoromycota; Mucoromycetes; Mucorales; Rhizopodaceae. The coding region runs from base 1 to 561 and encodes 186 amino acids.
AUGAGAUCUGAAGUAAACCUUGCCUGCAUGAGUGGUGCUGCUCAAGCUUUAUUGUAUAAACCAGAAGCGAAGCUUACAUUUAAUAAUGAGCAGCAAUUUAAUGAAUGGUUUAUAAAUACGGAAAGUCGUCAUGCUGGAUGGAGAAUUAGGCCUCGUAAUGCUGUUCAUAUUGCGAUGUAUGUUUGUGAUCAUGCUGGUAACCGUAAGGUUGUUUCUGACGGUGAUAGAGAAGAUGACCAAACACGUCAAAGAAAGUCUAGUAGAAUUGGCUGCCCUGCAAAAAUUAAGAAAGUUACAAUGAAUGAUGGUUCUGUUUCUGCGACAUAUCACUGGCAAUAUCCUGAUUGCCAACUAUUUGAUAUCAAGGAAAUUGCUUCUUCACAACUUCUUCCUGAAUCGAAGGAAUGGAUCGAAAAGCACGUGAAUGACUUUAUGGAUUGGAAGGCCAUCAAAAGUUUGUUAAGAAUGAAUGAAGAUAAUAUCAAUGAGAUCAUUUCUGCUUCCGGAUUUGGUUUUCCUACAUCCUCAGGCCAACAUUACAUGCACCAAAAAAUAAGCUAA